Messenger RNA from Stylophora pistillata, 1801 nucleotides. Its product is annotated as cytochrome c oxidase assembly factor SCO1. NCBI's taxonomy places the organism in Eukaryota, Metazoa, Cnidaria, Anthozoa, Scleractinia, Pocilloporidae. The record is from RefSeq and is a predicted model, not a curated record. Gene Ontology annotation, molecular function: copper ion binding; copper chaperone activity. Gene Ontology annotation, biological process: mitochondrial respiratory chain complex IV assembly; intracellular copper ion homeostasis. Gene Ontology annotation, cellular component: mitochondrial inner membrane.
CAUGGCGGAAUUUUUGAUUCAGUGAAAGUGGCAUAUUUACCUCAUGAUCUUUUUUCCUACUUAAAUUUGAUUAUCAACACACUUUAAGGCAAAAAUUAGCGAUGCUCAGACAAAGCUUGUUUCGGCUAAGGAGUCCUAAGACCUUCCUCAGAGUAGCUUGGCCAGGAAAUGUUAAUUUAAAAUUAGCAACGAAGUACGAGGUGAAGCCAGUGAGCAACCUCUUUCAAAAAAGAACGUUGAUAUCCUCUUCAAGACAUGCAUUGACACGUGCUGAACCAAAAGGAGCUCAAAAACCAGCUGAAGAUGUUUUUAAGCGAUCAUCAAAGAGGGGUCCUGUAACAUGGGCUUCACUUGCUCUUUGUGCACUUGCUGGCGGAGGACUGCUGCUCUAUGUACGUCACCUCAAAGAGGAGAAAGAACAAGUGAAAAAGAAGCAGAAGAACAGAUCCCUAGGGAAAGUUGCACUUGGUGGACCCUUCAGUCUAAUAGAUCAUGACGGAAAAGCUGUUACAGACAAGGAUUUUCAUGGCAAAUGGAUUUUGCUAUACUUUGGCUUCACCCAUUGUCCUGAUAUUUGCCCUGAUGAGUUAGAAAAAAUGGGGAAAGCAAUUGACCUUGUUGAUGAGAGCAAAGAUGCACUUGGUGCAGAGCUUCAACCCCUCUUCAUAACAGUUGAUCCAUCGCGAGAUGAUGUCAAGGCUGUGAAGCAAUAUGUCCAAGAGUUUCAUCCCCGUCUCCUUGGUCUGACCGGUUCGCCUGAACAAGUCCAACAGGUUUGCAAGGCUUAUAGGGUAUACUUCAGUGCAGGACCAGCAGAUGAAGACAAUGACUACAUUGUUGACCACACCAUUAUUCAGUACCUUGUGGAUCCUUCGGGUGACUUUGCAGAGUAUUUUGGACAAAAUAAGACAGCAGAGGACAUUGCGGCAGGGAUUGUGAAACACAUGAUGUCAAACAAAUUCAAGCAAAAGAAAUAAUUCUGUAGAAACAUUUGUUCGCAUCAAAUACAUCAAGUGGAGGAUGAUCUGCAGGCACUGCCAGAAUUGGCUGAGGAAAAGCAAAACGUAAAUUUAUCAAGAAAACAGUCUUAGAACAUUUUUUUUUAAUUAAUCCAUUUAUCAUUUCAUUUACUUGUUACUUUUCUGACUUUAAUUUGUAUACUGUGUUGCUCAUGUUUUCAGCCAGGUCAUUGCAUUUAACAAUAUUGCAGUUGAAUCCUGUCAAAUGUGAACAUUAAACUCACAAUCAAACUGUCAUUUGCAAGUUUUCUAGACCAUCCACAGGAAACGAAAACAAAUAAAACCAAAGGAAAUCCUUUCAACAUUCAAUUUAAAUUACACUAUGGUUCUCAAUCGCCAACUGCUUUAAACAGACACAAGCAAACGUUCAAGGAAACUUAAUGAAAUGGGGUUGGGUUGCCUGUAAUGGACUGUUAGCAUUCUUAGUUAGUAACUUGCUUCUUUUGAAACUAGAAGAAGCUCUAAUAGUAAUGUAGUGGUGAGUGGGUGCCUAACAAUCCACCCAGAGAGAAUGUCAACUUAAAUGGUAAAAUUUAUAAUUAACUGAACUUGAGAGAGUAAAUCAGACAUUUGUUGUAACAUGUUUAUUAAUUAAUCAAAGUUAAAAAACACUGAAUUGAGAUCAGGUCUUGACAGGUUUUAUUUGAAUAAUUUCAUCUGUAAAGUUUUGAUCUUACACUUCAACCAAUUUAAUGUAUACCCGCUAUAGAUAUGGUGAUGACAGUUUUAGGUAUUAGGUAGAAGCAAAUCCUUCUGAUAUGGAAUACAACACUUCAAUCAUC